GCUUAAAAAUACAUCAUAAAACAUAUCAGAAUGUUGACUUUCAUGCAGUUAAGGCAACCCAUGUGUGACUGUAAACAUCCAUUCAGAUAUCUGAGGAUAGUUGUAGAUUGUAAAGAUAGUACAACAUUUUUGAUCUAAAAAAAUUAGACGUAGCUCAACGAACAGAACCUAGGUGUCUCAAGACCUGUUUAUAAAAGUUUACAUUUAUGCAUUUGGCAGACACUUUUAUCCAAAGCGACUUACAGUGCAUUCAUGGUAUACAUUGUAUCAAUUUGUGUGUUCCCUGGGAAUUGAACCCAUGAUCUUGGCAUUGCUAGGGCAAUGCCCUGCCAGUUGACCUGCUGGAACUCUGAACUCUUUUAACUUGACACUGCAUUUAAAAAAUGUGUCACUCAAAAACAGCGAGGUGCAGCAGUCAAAGUUGUCUGUGAAAUGCAUGUUUACAUCCAUCCAUCCAUGUUCUAAAGUUGCUUAUCUUAUAUAGGGUCGUGGCUAAUGCUGGAGCCUCCCCCAGCUGUCUUGGGCCGAAGCCAGAUAGCUAUUGUGGCUACGAGAACCAGCUUUUUAAUGAAGAGGACUUAGCUGGAGAAGAGGAGGAAAUUCCUCCCUUGAGAGGAAGGACAAGAGGAGGAUGUAUGAAAUGUCAGCAGACACAUUCUCUCCAGCUUGCUGUCAAAAUGCUGUAUGGCUUUUUUGCUUUGCUCAUUAUUGCUGUGGCCGUCUUGGCAUCCCUUGUUUUUAGAAGAGUUGAUAACUUAUCUGAAGAGGAAUCAUUUUACCACAAAAAGAUUUCGAAAGUCCAGAACAGUAUAAAAGAUUUUAGUAAGGCAAACAACUAUUCUAACUGCUUAGAUGUUACACAAUUCCAAGAUGAGAUUGUCAGACUCCAGAAGGAGUUUGAAGAGCUCCAAAAGAUGGUUCUGAGUCAAGAGCAGCAGUUGGACCAGACCACUCAAUCUCAACAGAGUCUAACACAAUCCAGCAACAGGAUGACGAGAGACCUCCAGGCCUUUGGAUUCACCAUCAAGCACAUAAACCAGUCUCUGGGCCAGUACUUGUAUCAGGUGAAUGGCUGGCAGGUCGUCAUUAAUGAAACUGAUCAAGGAAUGAAAACCCUUGUUGAAGAUCAGUAUGAUUUGAAGGCCACAAUGCAACAAGUCAACAUUACUGUUGCACUUAGUGCGUUGUGGAUAGGUGCUCUUCAGAGGAAAGCCGAAGAGGAGACCUUAGUGCUUCAAAAAAUAAAAGCAGACUGGCAGAACUACAGCCGAGUUUUAAGUGCACUAAAGUCCAAUGCCAGUAUAACCACACAGACUGUAAGGGCUAUACAAAGUGCCGUCUCUGCCACUCACCAGCGAAUCAGCAUGAGCUCAGAGAUGGUACAUGACCUUACUUUACAAGUCAUGAACCUUCAGAUGCAACUCGACAAUGUUUCUUCUUACAUUGACGAACAUGAGGAGAACAUGCAUGACCACCAGUACCAUUCCAAGUACUAUGAGAACCGUACUGGGGAACGAUUUGUGACCUUGGAUGCAAGAAUGAACUCCAUUGAAAUGGAGAUCGACACAAUCUCAUCUAGCAUUAAUGCAACUGUCAGCCAUGUUCAGAGCAUGUACAAAUACAUUAACAUCGAGAGUUCCUCUUGCCAGUCCAGACUGGAUAUUCACACAGAAGAUUUGCAGAACCUCAACAACACAGUCUUACUACUACUUCACCUGGCUGACACUCUAAGAAAGCAGCACAUGAUACUGAGCGUACGCCUUGAUUCUGAUGUGAGGAACCUUUCCAUUGUAAUGGAGGAGAUGAAGCUGGUAGACACAAGUCAUGCACAGCUGAUCCAGAACUUUACUAUUUUGAAAGGUCUUCCUGGUCCCCCAGGUCCAAAAGGAAAUAAAGGGGAACAAGGUGGGAAAGGACCAAUAGGUCUUACGGGAACAAAAGGAGACAGGGGGCUUGCAGGAAAUCGUGGGUCUCAAGGACCAAAGGGUCUUAUGGGCUUUAAGGGUGAUCCUGGAGUACAAGGAGCUUCUGGAAUGAAAGGGAUGUCAGGACUUAAAGGAGAAAAGGGUCCCUUAGGGCAACCAGGGCCUCGUGGUGAAAAGGGACAGAAGGGUGAUAUGGGUGUUCCUGGGAGAGAUGGAGUUCCCGGCCCCCAAGGACCAGCAGGAAUCCGGGGACAAGCUGGCCUCCCAGGGGUACAUGGCCCCCCUGGACCGGUUGGAAUACAGGGCCCUAUGGGACCUCCAGGACAACCUGGAAUACCUGGGCCACGAGGGGAGCCUGCACAGAAGUGAUGAGCAGACAGACGUUAUCUUAUUGUUCUUAAAACUUUGCAAAUUCCUAUACCAAAUGGUGAUACAUUGACUGCCUUUCUGGACAGACUGUUAAUGUCACUUGCAGGGCUGCCGCUAAUAUUCAUGGGGCGCAGGACAAAUUAUUUUUUCUGGGCCCCCUCAUAUCAGGGCCCGAGGCAAUAUUCCUGGUUGUCUCCCUGAUAACGGUCCUGGUCUCUUGUAGUGGAUAGUGGAGAUCCACUUGGAGCUCUUUCAAAGCAAGAUGAUGGUGGGGACUCUUGGUAUCUUAGAGGUCUACAUAUGCAUUCCCAAAACAAGGAGUUUGCUCUAAAAACACUUACACACUUUGCAUAGAUGUAAAGCACAAACCAGUAUGAGCCUCUUCACAGCAAUCUUGCUUAAUAAAUGGUUACAGAGACAGGCUGCUCUGAAAUCAUUAAUUGUACAAGGUACCAUCUAUUUGCCUCAGAAAGAAAAUAAAUUUGACAGUAUAUUUUUCAUUGUGUAACAAUGAUGGACUAUAUUAGGCAUAUCACUAGGGGUGGGUAAAAAUAUAGAUUUUCCAAUGCAUCACAGUCUUCAUUUAAACGAUUUUGAUUUUGAUAUUGAUUACUAAAUUCCAAGAUCGAUCUUUUACUCUAUGCGCAACCCUCCAUUACAUUGAGAGGUAAUCACUCCCAUUUGCAACCAAAUUUCGGGCCAUACGACUAAAAUGUAUAUAUUUGGCAACUGGCUAGUAAAUAUUAAGAUUUCACACACCAGUUAAUUAAUUGGGAGGUAUAGUCAUGGAGUAUUCAGCAGCAAGAUCCAUUCACUGUGUGUUGAGAGAAAUAAUUAAUGUGUGUCCAAAGACAUGAUAUACAUGACCUACUUUUCACUGAGUAACCUCUCUUUUAAUACCCUUUCUGUACUUUACAGUGUGUUGUUGACCGUACCGGUUUUUAGCAUGUGUUCAACAAAUCAAUGUAAAUGCCGCUAAAUAGUAAAAAUUAUGCAAUUAAAACAAUACAAAUUUUACAAAAUAUAAUAGGUACAAUAUACAAUUAUAUUUAUUUAUUAAAUACAUUGAUUUGUUCAUUUUUUUUUUUAUCUAAAAUGUGACCAAAAUGAUGAAAAACUAAUAAAAUAUAAUUAGUCAAAUUUACAUUUUCAUAUUGUACCUAAUUAGAAGGUCCCCUGUAUAAUUCACAGAAUUAGCUGGGAGAGAAUUUAUUUCAUAUGUAAGCAAAAGGGACAUUAUAACUGAAAUCGGAAUCGAAUCGAGAGCUUAUGAAUAGGAAACGAGUCGGGAAAUCUGCAUCUAUACCCAGCCCUACAUAUCACGGUCUAAUUGAUUGAUUAAAAUGUUAAAUAUACAGUGCACUUUCGUAUGAUAAGGCAUCCAUACCAAGAUACCACUAACAGACAAAAGUUUUUGUGAUCCUAGAGCACUUUUAAAGCAUUAAUGAGUGAAAACAGAAAAACAUUAUAACAAUUCAGAUUGUGUUUAAUUGCUUUAAUGAAGUGUAAUAGUAGUGCAGUGACCUCAGCUUUGUAAUUGUUUCAUAAUCAUAGAACAUUCAGAGCAGGUACUCUGGUGAAACAUGAUUUGUAUAAAGUUGUUUGUACUAAAUAUUUCCAGGAGUAUUUAGAUUGUACUAAAUACUUCCAGUUUGGUCAAGCUUGUCUAGUUAACCGGUAUUAGAGGGAUUUUCUGCAAUAGCCAGAUGGUCAGGCUAAGACUAGCUGGCCGAACAGCCAUACCAGCUGAACACCAGCUUGGUCAAGUUGGAAGACUAGCAAAGACUAGCAAACCAUCUUAGUCUAGUUUAAGAUGGGUUUUUGUCAGCAGGGAAGGCAAUGUGUAGUCAGAUGUACAGACAAAUGUAUUAAUUCAUGAAAAAUGGACAGUGCAACAUUUUAAUACACCUAUUGGUUUGUCUGAUUUCUCAAUGUGUAAAUAUAGAUUUUUAGCAUUUGUAAUUUUAGCAUUGGUUAAUUGCCUCCAUUUUGAGGCUCUUUCCAUUUGAAGGCUCUGAUUAAGUGAUAUACAAUCUCUUUGCACAACAAUAAAGAGUUAUUAUAAGAAUUUGAACAGAA
Xyrauchen texanus (razorback sucker) is the source of this 4373-nucleotide messenger RNA. It is a transcript of the gene scara3, whose product is annotated as scavenger receptor class A, member 3. The transcript has 7 exons. NCBI's taxonomy places the organism in Eukaryota, Metazoa, Chordata, Actinopteri, Cypriniformes, Catostomidae. Bases 636 to 2294 code for a protein of 552 amino acids. The record is from RefSeq and is a predicted model, not a curated record.